This is a messenger RNA of Mesocricetus auratus (golden hamster), 1282 nucleotides long. It is a transcript of the gene Osgep, whose product is annotated as O-sialoglycoprotein endopeptidase. The record is from RefSeq and is a predicted model, not a curated record. The transcript has 11 exons. Bases 109 to 1116 code for a protein of 335 amino acids. Gene Ontology annotation, cellular component: EKC/KEOPS complex; cytoplasm. NCBI's taxonomy places the organism in Eukaryota, Metazoa, Chordata, Mammalia, Rodentia, Cricetidae. Gene Ontology annotation, biological process: tRNA threonylcarbamoyladenosine modification.
ACGUCAUUCAGGGCGCCCGAAGGCCCGGUCGCUCGGUUGUGGGCUGUUCGCGGUGCCGCCGGUUCCGCCUCGUCCUGCCGUCCGCGGCUUCCCGGGCCGGCGCGCACCAUGCCCGCGGUGCUGGGGUUCGAAGGCAGCGCCAACAAGAUCGGCGUGGGCGUGGUGCGGGACGGCACGGUGCUGGCGAACCCGCGGCGCACCUACGUCACGGCCCCGGGCACCGGGUUCCUUCCAGGUGACACGGCCCGGCACCAUCGAGCUGUCAUCCUAGACCUCCUGCAAGAGGCCCUGACAGAGGCUGGGUUAACCUCCCAGGACAUUGACUGCAUCGCCUACACCAAAGGUCCUGGAAUGGGAGCCCCGCUGGCCUCUGUAGCUGUGGUCGCUCGCACUGUGGCGCAGCUGUGGAAUAAGCCUUUGGUGGCUGUGAACCACUGCAUAGGUCACAUUGAAAUGGGCCGCCUCAUCACCGGAGCCGUAAGCCCGACUGUUCUGUAUGUCAGCGGAGGAAAUACUCAGGUGAUAUCCUACUCAGAACAUCGCUACCGCAUCUUUGGGGAAACUAUUGAUAUUGCUGUGGGAAAUUGUCUGGAUCGUUUUGCUAGAGUGCUGAAGAUUUCCAAUGACCCAAGUCCCGGCUACAACAUUGAGCAGAUGGCAAAGAGAGGCGAGAAGCUAGUUGAGCUGCCAUACACAGUAAAGGGGAUGGAUGUCUCGUUCUCAGGGAUUCUGUCCUUCAUCGAGGAUGCAGCGCAGAGAAUGCUGGCCACAGGGGAGUGCACCCCUGAGGACCUGUGCUUCUCUUUACAGGAAACCGUGUUUGCAAUGCUAGUGGAGAUCACAGAGCGGGCCAUGGCACACUGUGGCUCCAAGGAAGCCCUCAUCGUAGGAGGAGUUGGAUGUAACACGAGGCUGCAGGAGAUGAUGGCAGCCAUGUGCCAGGAGCGGGGAGCCCAGCUCUUUGCCACAGAUGAGAGAUUCUGCAUUGACAAUGGGGCCAUGAUAGCCCAGGCAGGUUGGGAGAUGUUUCAAGCCGGACACAGGACCCCUCUCAGAGAGUCUGGGAUUACACAGAGGUACAGGACAGACGAGGUAGAGGUGACGUGGAGGGACUAGCGACGUUUACACAGCAGAACAGCUUGCCGCGUGGGCGCUGCUGUGGGGGUGUCCUGGUGAUAUUAUGGACUCUUCUCUGGCAAGUGUGUGGACCCCACACAAGACUUAGGGUUCCUAUGGAACCCCAACAUGACUCUGAAAUAAAGAAAUUGUUUUUACACGUUGA